This is a messenger RNA of Scaptodrosophila lebanonensis, 1009 nucleotides long. Its product is annotated as fumarylacetoacetate hydrolase domain-containing protein 2A. Gene Ontology annotation, molecular function: hydro-lyase activity. The coding region runs from base 34 to 918 and encodes 294 amino acids. Lineage: Eukaryota; Metazoa; Arthropoda; Insecta; Diptera; Drosophilidae. The record is from RefSeq and is a predicted model, not a curated record. The transcript is spliced from 3 exons.
GCCAAUUGAAGCUCAACUCGUCAACAGUCAUAAAUGUUAGCUGCCAGAAUGCGUUUCGUGCAAUAUUUGCGGAAAGGUGACCUCUGCAAACGCAUGGGGUUACUUGCCGAAGAUGGGAAGUCAUUGGUGGAGCUGUCGGCAGAGCUGGAGGGCGUGACAAAUGAUGUAAAAACUUUUAUUUCCCAAACUUCUAAUAUAGAAGAGAUAGCAGCAAAGGCUCAAAAUUUACCCAAGGUGCCUCUGAACGAUGACGUCACUCUGCUACCACCCCUAACAGACCCAGGUAAGAUCAUUUGCAUUGGUCUGAACUACCAGGAUCAUUGUGAUGAGCAGAAUAAGCCUGCCCCCAAGGAACCCAUGUUCUUCAGCAAAUAUAACAAUGCGCUUGUCGGGCCAAGAGAUAACGUAAUAGCCCAUGCCGCUAGUAGCAAAAUCGAUUGGGAAGUGGAGCUGGCUGUGGUUAUUGGCAAGGUAGCGCGCCAAGUGCCGCGGGAGCAAGCCAUGGAUUAUGUUUUUGGCUACUCUGUCGCCCAAGACAUCUCAGCACGGGACUGGCAGAAGGAGCGUAAUGGAGGGCAAUUCCUAUUGGGUAAAUCCAUGGAUACGUUUCUUCCGUUGGGCCCUGCAAUUGUUCAUAAAAGUCUCAUAAAGGAUGUGUACGAUUUGCCAUUGAAGACAUGGAUUAAUGGCGUGGAAAAGCAAAACGGAAACACCGGCAAUAUGAUCUACAAGAUCGACGAUGUCAUUAACAGGCUCACACAAUUCAUAACCUUGUUGCCUGGCGACAUCAUCUUAACCGGUACUCCCAAAGGUGUGGGCGUUCAUCGCAGUCCACCGGAAUUCCUAAAACCUGGCGAUGUUAUCAAGACCGAAAUAGAAGGCCUCGGCCUGUUAACCAAUAAUGUUGUGGCACCCUAAAAGCCAUUUUCAAUGAAUUGUUAAAUAAUUUUAUUCACAUAUGAAACGACCGUAGUGCAUUUAACCAAAAUAAAAAGAGUUAUACUUUAAA